CGCGGAGCCGAGUCCCGGCCGGCGAUGGGCUCGCGGCUCGGGCGGCAGAGCAGCCUGGAGGAAGAGGCGGCUGCGGUUGCAGGGGAGCCGCCCCGGCCCAAGAAGAAGAAGCAGCAGCAGCAGGACUGCCGGGGCCAGAAGGAGCCCCCGCUCCCGCGGCGCCGCCCGGGCUUCCCGCUGGCCUCGCGGCUGCUGAGCUCAAAGAAGCUGCCGGGGGUGCUGCGGAAGAGCAGCCCGGCGCCCCCCUACGUGCGCCGGGUGGGCUGGCUCCGCGACAUCCAGGCGGCCCUCCGCCAGCGCCGCCGCGACCGGGCGAUGCACACCCUCCGCCUUCUCCGCAAGGACCUUGGUUUAGAAGGGACAUUCCUCAAUGAAGUUCUCUACAAGAACGCAGCCUUCCUCAACCUUGUGGAUCCCAUCUCCCACGAUCUCCUGAUGAGCCUUGCCCGAGACCUCCAGUGCCCCAAAAAGGAAUACGACCCCUGGAAGUCCUCGGACCGGAUCUGCCGGCAGCUGAUUUACCACUUGACUCCUCAUUCCAAGUGGCACCGGCAUGGCCUGCCCCGGCGGAGGUCCCAGGCCAGUCUGAAAAACAGCUUGCAAAAGAAGCUGAGCCCGGACACGAUGGAUCUGUCAGGGAUCCCCCUUUCCAUGAGAGACACCCACCGCCUGGCUUACUACCUGCAGAGCAAAGGUGAGGACUUGAGCACUGUGGACCUGAGCUUCACCGACCUGACGGACGAGAUGAUGCACCUUUUGCUGCCUUUCCUGUGGCCACUGCCCAACCUCACUCACCUCUCCCUCAACGGGAACCGCCUGACCCGCGCCACUGUGAAGGACCUCACCGACACCAUGAAGGAGGCGAGCAAGUUCCCCUGCUUGGCGUGGAUCGACCUCGGCAACAACGUGGACAUCUCGUCCAUGCCCCAACCGCUGCUCGUCGGCUUGCGGAAGCGCCUGGGCCAGCGCGCCACGCUGCCCACCAUUUACGAGGUCCUCGACUGCGAGGCCGAACUCUCCAGCGGAGCAGAGGCCAGCCAGAUGGAGGAAGAGGAAGGUGCGGCGGCUGGAAGCAAGUCCCACGACUUCCCCCUGCAGUCUUGCGAAAGGUGACUGGGCGUGCGAGGCCUCCUCUGCAAUAUUGAAGCCCCGGCAGCGAGAGUCCCGACCGCAAGAGGUCCUCUUGCCUUUACCAACAACCCUGCCCAGCUUGGAAGGUUUCCAGCCAGGGCCCGUUGCUGCCGUCCGCUCCCCAGAGCAGAUUCCUCCUAACCACAGUUUGCAUCACACAGACACGCCCCCCACCCAACAGGGACUAGUCACUUACCGUGGCCAUGAAUGCAGACCUAGGAAGAGCGAGCCAUCAGGAGGCAGUGGGCAAGGUAGAGAACUUAAAAUGAGCAGCACCACAAGUUGUUGGUACAAAGCAGCAGCUCCUGCCCCCUCCCUCAGCUUGCAAGAGGUGGGGGCCUGUACCCCCAAGUGGUGGUGGGAUGCAGGCUGCAUCUAAAGGCUGAACGGCCAUGGCUUGCAGACCUUAGAGAGGAGAGGCGGCGGCAGCAGCUGCUGCAAGCCUGGUAUUUUGUUUUGGUUUUUUUGUUCCAGUCUCCAGACAAAAGGGCAAUGGAAUGCAACGUUCUACAGAGUGUGCAAGCCAAGGACAUGUGACUGUGUUGCAGCGUCAGGAUAUUUCAAGGCUAGGAAUAUGUGGGGUAGGGGACUGGGAUUUGUAGCAAAGGCAGAGAAGAUAUCCCUUUGCAGAUUCAGUUAUGGACCAAACUGGAGCAG
Messenger RNA from Lacerta agilis (Sand lizard), 1788 nucleotides. RefSeq names its product leucine rich repeat containing 75B (gene LRRC75B). The record is from RefSeq and is a predicted model, not a curated record. The transcript has 4 exons. Bases 25 to 1113 code for a protein of 362 amino acids. Lineage: Eukaryota; Metazoa; Chordata; Lepidosauria; Squamata; Lacertidae.